This is a messenger RNA of Siniperca chuatsi (mandarin fish), 1682 nucleotides long. Its product is annotated as BRCA2 and CDKN1A interacting protein. NCBI's taxonomy places the organism in Eukaryota, Metazoa, Chordata, Actinopteri, Centrarchiformes, Sinipercidae. The coding region runs from base 77 to 988 and encodes 303 amino acids. The record is from RefSeq and is a predicted model, not a curated record. Gene Ontology annotation, cellular component: nucleus. The transcript has 7 exons.
UUUCCUACUUCUCUGAGGCUGAAUUUUAAGCUUUGCCCCGCCCACUCCGUUGAAACGUGUGUUGCCUGUUUGCAGCAUGGCUUCUUCUGCUAAGAGGAGAGCAGUAGGUUUGGGUGAAAAUCCCGAGGAAAGCGAAAACAGCUCCGAUGAUAAUCCGGAGGAGGAGGAUGAUUCCGGGGAGGAGGACAGCGAGGCAUCAGAGGAGGAUAUCAAUGAAGAGGUCAUUGUGGACUUUGAAGCCCACACCAUUUCAGCCAACGACUUCAAUGGCGUCAAGAAACUCUUACAACAGGUCUUCCUGAAGGCUCAUGUAAAUACUUCAGAGAUGACGGACAUCAUCAUUCAACAGAAUCACGUUGGAAGUGUCAUCAAGCAAGCGGAGGUGCCAGAAGAUAGCGAUGACGAUGACCCAGAUGAAGUGUUUGGCUUCAUCACUAUGCUCAACCUUACAGAGAGAAAGGGUGUGCAAUGUGUGGAGGAGGUGAAGGAGCUUAUCGUGGAUCAGUGUGAGAAGAACUCCACCCACAGUAUGACAGAACAGCUCGAGCAGAUCCUCAGUGACACCAGCAAGCCUGUGGGGCUACUGCUGAGUGAGCGCUUCAUCAAUGUGCCUCCACAGAUCGCCCUCCCACUGCAUAAACAGCUCCAGGAAGAAAUAGCUGAAGCUCAGAGGACGAAUAAGCCCAGUGGGAAGUGUCACUAUUGUCUGAUGAUCAGCAAGACCUGCAAAGAGGCAAGCAAGAGUAUUCCAGCCAAAGGAGGAGCUCCCAAAGAGGAAUACAUGUUUGUCAAUGCAGAGGAGGAAUUCUUCUAUGAGCAAGCCAUCAUGAAGUUCCACUACUCGGUCCAGGAAGAGGCAGACUCCUGCUUGAGCGGCAGGUGGUCGUUCGACGAUGUUCCCAUGAAACCUUUCAGGACAGUCAUGCUGAUACCAACAGACCGAAUGUCUGCCAUUAUGGACAAACUCAAAGAAUACCUAACGGUGUGAACCUCACAAUAAACUUAUACACACAUUGAAGACCUUCAGGCUGGUUCACUAUAAUCUUAAGAGACUCUAGAGGACAAUGUUUUGGUACUGUCGGCAACAGUAGUGCCAGUAUUGUAAACCAGACAUUUACUCUGUUGCGCAGUGAUGGUUUUUUUUCCCAGCAAUUUUAGAGAUGCAGAUUGUACAAAUUCUUGGUUCCCUUUUAAGAUACAAUGCAGAGGAAAAUCACCACAUACCCUGCAGAAAUAUACAACGGUUAUAUUAGGUGAAAAUGAAUAGACAUAGAGCACUAAAUCAUGUUUUUGUAAAAGACUUGUUUAUAACAAGAUUAUGAACCAAGACAAUUGAAUAUGCAAAAUCUUUUGUGUUAAUGACAACAGCUGAUAUGUAAGCUAGUCCAGUCUCGGAAGGAGGAAGGGAUGUGUCAUUUGCCAUCAAGUCAAAAUACUGAAUUUUUACAUUUUUAUAGCAGAUCCAGAUUUUCCUUGAUGACGUGUCUUGGUAGAAAGCUGAUUCUCACAAAUUUGGAUUGUUGCCAUGAAAUCGAACAUACAGUAGUCAUUUGUGUAAACAUGAGCAGAAUGUUGAAUGGAAUUUAUUUGUGCCGAAGCACCAUUCUACCGAGGGUUUUCUAAUCAAGCAUUUCUGUAGAUGUCCUGCCACUGAUUGUCAAUAAAUGCAUUAUAUAGCUGCA